GCUUCGCUGUGUAGCAAGAGCGGAAUAUCCCAACCCAGCCUCAAGCGGAGGGGGGGUGGAUGUGGGGUGAUCGCUCAGCCUCCCGCGCCUUGCAUGUAAAGACAAGUAGAGACACCCCCACGCCUGGUUUUUACCGGAGUUCUAGAACACUGCUCUCUGUUACAAAGUAUCAGCAGCCUGAGCUGAGCUAGGAAGGGAAGGGGUAGCAGGUACCACUUGGAUGGGGCAGAAGUUCUGUGAAUAGGGAUUCUGGCAGUAAACCUGCAAGUUCAGGGCUGAGCAUCAUAAAAGUUCACCUGUUGGUCAGCUAUGGCAUCCUCCUUACCGAGAACCCUGGGUGAACUUCAGCUUUAUCGUAUAUUGCAACGUGCCAACCUCCUAUCUUACUUUGAUGCCUUUAUCCAGCAGGGAGGGGAUGAUGUUCAGCAACUCUGUGAAGCAGGGGAAGAAGAGUUUCUCGAAAUAAUGGCAUUAGUUGGAAUGGCCAGUAAACCCCUACAUGUUAGAAGACUCCAAAAGGCAUUGAGGGAUUGGGUUACCAACCCGAGUCUAUUUAAUCAGCCUCUAACAUCACUACCUGUCAGUAGUAUUCCAAUCUAUAAACUCCCAGAAUCUUCGCCUUCUUCUCUGUUGGGAAUGAACUCCAGCAGUUAUGAAAGGAACAGCAAUACAAAGGAACCACAUGUGAAGAUCCCAAAAUGUGCAGCCACAACGUGUGUUCAAAGUGUUGGCCCUGGGAAAUCUGAUGGGAAUUCUCCAUUGCAAAGCAGCAGUGAAGGAAGGCACUGGCAAAGUCACCACACCACGGAGAGUGAGCACAGCCUGUCACCAGCAGACCUUGGCUCUCCGGCAUCCCCUAGAGACACCACAGAAACGCUGGACGCGGCGGCUGCUCUUUCUGUGGCCGAGUGCGUUGAGCGGAUGAUCCCUUCCUUGCCUAAGAGUGAUUCGAAUGAAGUGAAGGAGUUACUAAAGACCAACAAAAAGAUGGGAAAGAUGAUCGGGCACAUCUUUGAGAUGAGUGAUGAAGACCCUCGUAAAGAAGAGGAGAUUCGCAAAUAUAGUGCCAUCUAUGGCAGAUUUGACUCUAAAAGAAAAGACGGGAAACACCUAACACUCCAUGAACUAACCGUGAACGAAGCAGCUGCUCAACUUUGCAUGAAGGACAUUGCUCUGCUUACAAGGAGGGACGAGCUUUUUACUCUUGCACGCCAGAUUUCUCGGGAAGUAACCUACAAAUACACAUACAGAACCAGCAAGUCAAAAUGUGAAGACAGAGAUGAGCUGUCACCCAAGAGAAUCAAAACUGAGGAUAGUUUCUCGGAUUACCAGGAGACUCUAGUAGCUAUUCACCAACAAGUGGAAUCACUAAAGGAACAACUUGCAAUGGCCAAAGCUAAAGGUGAUGAAGGGUCAGCUCAUAAUUUACAGGUUCAAAUAGAAAAAGUGGUGGCAAAACAGAUGGAGAUUUUCCGUAACUCAGGGUAUGAGAGGCUACAAUAUCCAGAAAGGUGUUUUUCUACCGGGCCUUACAGACAAAAUUCAGAGGAGAGUAGCCCUACAGCCAUGGCAUCAGAUAGUUCUGACGGUCAAGUUGAAAGGCCACUGAAUCUCCGAAUGUCAAACCAUCAGAGCCGACAGCUACAGCAGGUGAUGACGGAUGGAGAACACUUAGGAAAGCAACUGUGCAACGAACUUAGCAGACUUUAUUCCUGCAGUGACGCCAACUCUCAGUCCUCAGAUAGUCUUGGAAUGCUCAAAGAUUACUCACAAACAGCCUUAAACACAGACAGAAAAAUGAUCAAACUGGAGCCAGAAGAUGCAAGAUAGCUGGCAAGACAAUCCAGUAACCUCCCCGGGAGUUUACCACCGUGACAAGCAAGCCUUAAACUCUCACCAGUGUUGCCUCAUCAAUAUAUUCAAUACCGUGUUCAAAGCCAAAGCUCACAGACUGAUACCAUUGGUAAUAAGAGAAGCAGGACUGCUAACACAAUCUAUGGGACACAUUCCUUGCAAAGCCUUUUACAAUAAGGCACAGCUCACAAAUUAAUACAGUGGGCUUCCAAUAUUUAAGAAUGUAAAAUGUUAUUAUUUUUUCUUAUUAUUUUUAUUUUCUAUAAGUUAUAAAACAGCAUAGAUUUUAGAACAUGUAUUCAAUUUAAUAGAUGUGAAUACUGUUCAUUUUACUUGAAAUGUCAGUGUCUGUUGUAUUUUACACAUUAAUAGUACUUAUGUUAGGGUUAAGACAUAUUCUAGGGAUAACAAGAAAGAGUAUUUGACUGGCACAAUAAUAAGCUGGCAAUAAGACUAUACUGAAUGAAUAUCUGUUUGGAAGUGGAAGGUUCACGUGAAUGAUAUAUGUAUAUGUCUAAAGCAGAGUAUAUGUAAUAUAUAAUAUUAGUAUAAGUAGUACUGUGAAAGUCUUAAUGUCUUCUUGCAACCCACUGUACGACGUUUGGGAGUCUCUAGAUUGAUAUAAAAAAUAAUUCACAAGCAUUUAACUAAAUAUUUUACCCAGAAGCCUUUGCUGCCUGUGCCUGCAGCUCAAAUAUUUUAUUAUGGAGAUAUACGGGGUAUACUCCUUUAGGGAUUUAUCUCUGGUACAUAGUCUGCAUUGCCAUAUGUGUAAUCUGUCUCUAUUUUGUUUACUUCGAUUCAAUGUGCAUUUAGUGACAUAUGUGGUUUGAAGCAUUAUUACACCCACCAGUUUUCAGCUAGUUUUCAGCUAAAUCUAUCUCAGUACUUCG
Messenger RNA from Pelobates fuscus (common spadefoot toad), 2747 nucleotides. RefSeq names its product NGFI-A binding protein 1 (gene NAB1). The record is from RefSeq and is a predicted model, not a curated record. Gene Ontology annotation, cellular component: nucleus. The transcript has 8 exons. Lineage: Eukaryota; Metazoa; Chordata; Amphibia; Anura; Pelobatidae. Gene Ontology annotation, molecular function: transcription factor binding; transcription coregulator activity. Gene Ontology annotation, biological process: negative regulation of DNA-templated transcription. The coding region runs from base 310 to 1830 and encodes 506 amino acids.